This is a messenger RNA of Phymastichus coffea, 1843 nucleotides long. Its product is annotated as NF-kappa-B-repressing factor. Gene Ontology annotation, molecular function: nucleic acid binding. Bases 459 to 1679 code for a protein of 406 amino acids. The record is from RefSeq and is a predicted model, not a curated record. Lineage: Eukaryota; Metazoa; Arthropoda; Insecta; Hymenoptera; Eulophidae. The transcript has 2 exons.
AGGAAAACAACUUUAGUAUUCUAUUUUACAUUGUUUAUAUGGGAGUGCAGCACCACCUUGUUACCUCAAUUUUUUUGGGAUUAGAUUGCCAAUAGCGCCUUUAAAUCAAGCAGAUAGAAUUUUUCUCUCUCUUUUUCCCUCGCUCUCUCUUUUUCUCUCUCAUUCACUCCCUAUAUAGUCUUUCCCUUCUAGCUCUUUCAAUCAAUAUGUAUGUAGUAUAUGCAUAUUUUUUACUAACCUUCAAAUAAACGUUUUGUAAACUUUGUGCAAGAUGUAUUAGGUAUGCUCUUUUAUAUUGUAGAAAAGAAGAAUUUUGUAAACAAUAAAACAGUGUUAUUGAAACGCAAAUAGCUGUCUCAUAUAUAACGAAAAAUAAGAGCGUUUUGCGAAGAUUGUGAAAAUCGUAAAUUAUUUUGAAAAGUUUUUCAAGUAUUGUUUUCAACUGUUAAAACAGAACAAUGUCGAUUGACAAAUCUAAUGUUGAUCAAUACAAAACGGAACAUGAAUGCGACGAACACUGGGAGUUACGUCGUAAAUUUCUUUUGACGCACGCUGAAAAAUUUCCACCAGAUGAACUACAAUGUCUUGCGCAAGUUUUUACAAAUGUGGAAUUUUUGGGAUGCAGAUAUCCUGCAGAAACAAUGAAGAUAAUUGCAGAAUUAUCAAAAGACGUUGUACAAGAUUACAGAGAAAAACAAAAAGGAAGACUGCAAAGAACUUUUGUUGGAGCAUCUGAUGCAGCCAGUUCUAAGGCGAAAGGACAAUCGCGGUCAGAAAAAUCACAAAGUACAGUAAAUACAGAAGAAUCAUCACUAACAAAUCAUCCACCUCAUUAUAGAAAUUUUAAGAGAAAGCAAGAUUCGUUGGAGCAAGAAAGCUCUGUAGACAUUAAGAAAACAAAGCUUAUUGAUAAUAGGAAAGCUGAAAUCGUUUUAUUUGAAUAUUUGAAUGAUGCACCUCAAAGUAUAAUUGCUAGAGCUGCUAGCAGUUUCAAUUUAAAAAUAGAAUGGAAUUAUGACAAAGUCGCAGAAGGAACAUCUUGUACAAUAUUAAUGAAUAGGAAUAAAUUAAGUGAAGGUGUUGGACUCAAUCAAAAGGAAGCUAAAAGAGAAGCAUCAGCUGUAGCCCUGGAAAAAUUGAGAAAGCAAUAUUACACAAUAAAAGUCACAAAGAAUUUAACUCCAAAUUUUACUGGUAACAUUGGUAUGCAAAAAGCGUCAGGCUCCAAUGAAUCUGAUGCUAUUGGAAAUGACAAUAUUGGGUCCAAAAUGAUGAAAUUGAUGGGUUGGACUGGUGGUGGAUUGGGAAAAAAAUCUCAGGGUAUUGUAGAACCUGUCAGUGUACAGCAACAAAUGACAAGAGAAGGACUUGGUUUAAAAUCUGGAUUUUAUAAUAUGCAUGUUUUUAAAAAAAAAUGUACAGAGGUAUUACAGACAUUUGCUAGAAAUGAAGAUACAUCAACAGAUUUGGUCUUUUCUCCUAGUUUCUCAAAUGAAGAGAGAGCCAUGAUACAUCAAAUAGCUAAACAAUUAGGACUCAAGUCACAGAGCUAUGGCCCUAAAUCUGAAAGAACUUUAACAAUAUCGAGAAAAAUAAAUCCUCGAGAACUAGUUAAUGAAUUAAUACAACUUGGUGGGGCUACAGAUAAAUAUCAACUUGUUGAGCCAACAGAAAAUUAGUGAUGUUUUUAUUUUUAUGGUGUAAAAGAAAUUAAUUAUCAUGAGCCAUUAUGUAUAUAAAUUACACAUGAAUGUAAAAAUUUACUUUAUGCAAUUAACUUGAACAUACACAAAAAAUAAUUUUGUACAAUAAAUUACUAUAAACCAUGCAUUAAAACUUAAAA